AUGUGUAUGAAGACUGUCCAACCUAGUAGACAAUGGCAAAAUGGGGUUGCAGAUAUUUUAAUUAAGGGUGUGAAGCUAGCCACUUUUCUUGCCAUUACAAUGAUUGUACUCAUGGCCUUCACCAGUUCUGGAACGAUGGCUCAGGAGUUUGAGGCAGCACCAGCACCAUCACCAUCAAUGCAGAGCGCUGGAAUUGCAUUGCAAGUUCCUGCUUUACUUGCAGCCAUCGUGUCUUUGGUGACUUGCCUCUUCUAA
Lactuca virosa is the source of this 255-nucleotide messenger RNA. Lineage: Eukaryota; Viridiplantae; Streptophyta; Magnoliopsida; Asterales; Asteraceae. The record is from the annotation of a GenBank genome assembly.